AUGCGUGCCUGCAGUUGCCCAGCACGGCGGCAACGCCGGCGGUUCCAUCCCGGUAUGGGCAAAUGACAACCCACUAGACACACACGCGGCAAACAAGAAGCGUCUCAACGGAUGUCCGUGUGUGUGUGUGUGUUGUGUUGCCAUUCUGCAGACACGUACGAAGACACAGAUACACCAGCCAAGAGAUGCAUCCAUCCAUCCAACAAUCCAUCCACACAAAUGUACAGCUCUCCCUGUGUGUGUGUGUGUGUGUCACUGACUGCAGCGCUCUCCAACACCUCCAACACACCCGCACCCCCGGUCGUGGUAAGCCAUCACACAACACGCACAUACACACGUACCCACAGUGGGCAGCCAUACCAUCUGUUUACCUGUCUGUGUGUGUGUGUGUGUGUGUGGUGCAGGACGCCAUUCAGGAGCCCCCCACACCUGGCCUGGCCACGGGCGGCGUCCAUGGCCCCGGCCUGCGCGGCACGUUGGAGGACAACUACGUGAACGUCUACGACGCACACGGCGUGGCCUCCACCGGCAAGACCGCACACCCGGCGCAGAGCAUCACGGGCACUGCGUGGGACCCUGCCAAGAAGCGCUAGAUGCAACACCGUACACACACACACACAAUCAUGAGUGCAAAGAUACAUGGCCGCCGAGGGUAGACGAAAGACACCAACUAAGAGAUGCGUCCAUCCAUCCCAUCUCUGUGUAUGUGUAUUGGUUUGAUAUGUGCUGCGUGAGCGUCUUUCAGAUUGCUGUCUACAUUUUAUAUUCCGAGGCUCAUUGAUUGUUCACCGCCACGCGCAAUGGAGGCCAGUGCCAGCCGUCCAUGCCGCGGGCCUGCUGGUCCACUCGGUAGCCACGCGCGGCCGGAUGUGGCGACGCUCGUGGCUUGUAUGAUCACAGACCACUUGGCCGCUCACAGAAUGCCUGACAGCAGCAGAGACACAUCGAGAGAGACGUAUCAGAUUGGUCUGCAGGACGGCAGUCGACGGGCGCACGCAAGAAGCACG
Molecule: messenger RNA, 1007 nt
Organism: Vitrella brassicaformis
Lineage: Eukaryota; Vitrellaceae
Source: the annotation of a GenBank genome assembly